AUGGGUCCGCGGCUGAGCAGCGAGGGUCCGAGCAGCCACGUGCCCGGACACAGAAGACAGGACUCGGAGGCCGCAAUCGACACAAUCAAGCCCGGGCCGGCUCGGCCGUCUGACUCCGGACCUGUCACCUGGAUGUCACUGCCGCGGAAGGAUCAGCUGUUCAUCCUCUUCCUGUGUCGCUUUGCGGAUUUUCUCCAGAUUGCGUCCAUGCAGACGUAUGUGUACCACCAACUGAAAAGCCUUGACGAGCAUUUAUCCGAUGCUCAGAUCUCCAACCAAGCCGGUAUACUCCAGGGGGGUUUUACCGGCGCCCAGGUCCUGACUGCCGUGCUCUGGGGCAGGGCGGCAGAUGCCAGUUGGUGCGGCAGGAAGAGAGUCGUGCUGAUUGGUAUUCUGGGGACGGCCGUUUCGUGCCUUGGCUAUGGCUUCGCAACGAGCUUCGGCUCGGCGUUGUUUUGGCGUGUCUUUGGCGGAGCCAUCAAUGGCAUUGUUGGGAUAAUACGCACUAUGGUCUACGAAAACACGAUUGAAAAGAAAUAUCAGUCCAGGGCGUUCCUGAUUCUUCCGCUCAGCUUCAACGUCGCAGGCGUAUUAGGUCCCAUCAUGGGCGGGUGGCUUGCGGACCCUGCCUCAACUCUCCCUGGACUCUUUGGACCCGGCGGCCGUUUCGAAUGUGAUCUAGUCAAGGCUUACCCUUACGCCUUGCCAAGCAUAACGAACGCGGUCAUCUUGGCCCUUGUUGGAUGCAUUGUCGCUCUGGCACUUGAGGAGACAGGCGAGUUCAAAGGGAGGUUUGAUCUGGGCUUGCACGUGGCGGCGAAGAUCAGACGUGCCAUAUGCGGAGGAACUGCAGACGACGGCUACUCGCCAGUGCCAGAUAACGACGCUGCUGCUGAUAUUCAGCUGCAACGGGCCAAGGAGAAGAUGGAGGCUACCUCCUCAACACCUCACCGUGGUGAACGCUCCGGGCCUAAGCUUCCCUUCAACCGCAUAUUCACGCGGAACCUGUGCCUGACGCUCGCCGCGACAGCCUUUUACGACUUCCAUCUCGGCGCAUUCACCAACAUGUGGACUCUGUUUCUUACCACCCCGCGGCAUAGCGCAGACGGAAUGACAGCGCGGCGCUCUCUCACAUCGGGCCUCAUGGGCGGUGGUCUGGGCAUGCCGGCGCCGACGCUCGGCUUCGCGACGUCGAUUUUGGGGUGGCUUGGCAUGCUACUACAGAUAUGCCUGUACCCUCCCGUAAACGCUCGCCUGGGAACGCUAAAGUGUUUCCAGUGGUUCCUUCUCCUUUUCCCUCUCCAGUACCUGCUGACGCCCUACCUUGCGGUCUUGCCCUCGGAUACCAAUCCACCCGGCGCGGCAUCCGGUCCGUUUGUGUGGACGGGGAUCGUGUUGAUAUUGCUGAUCCACACGGCGGCCAGGACAAUGACGCUGCCGGCGAGCAUCAUCCUGGUCAACAACGCAUCUCCCCACCCCAGCGUUCUUAGUACUGUGCAUACUCUUGGGCAAAGUGUCUCUGCGGGAUUCAGGACGGUAGGGCCCGUCGUGGGAGGGUACUGGUACGGCAAAAGCUUGGACCGGGGGGUGGUGGGUGCGAGUUGGUGGGCUGUGGCUGCAAUGUCGGCCAUGGGCUGGGCGACGGCGACGCUCUGUAGAGAAGGGAGUGGGCACGACAUUUAUCUCGAGGGAGACGAAAAGGGAGCAUAG
Canariomyces notabilis is the source of this 1710-nucleotide messenger RNA. RefSeq names its product MFS general substrate transporter. The transcript has 4 exons. Gene Ontology annotation, molecular function: transmembrane transporter activity. Lineage: Eukaryota; Fungi; Ascomycota; Sordariomycetes; Sordariales; Chaetomiaceae. The record is from RefSeq and is a predicted model, not a curated record. The coding region runs from base 1 to 1710 and encodes 569 amino acids. Gene Ontology annotation, biological process: transmembrane transport.